Colossoma macropomum (tambaqui) is the source of this 8612-nucleotide messenger RNA. It is a transcript of the gene usp24, whose product is annotated as ubiquitin specific peptidase 24. Gene Ontology annotation, biological process: protein deubiquitination. Gene Ontology annotation, cellular component: nucleus; cytosol. Lineage: Eukaryota; Metazoa; Chordata; Actinopteri; Characiformes; Serrasalmidae. Gene Ontology annotation, molecular function: cysteine-type endopeptidase activity; protein binding; cysteine-type deubiquitinase activity. The coding region runs from base 568 to 8193 and encodes 2541 amino acids. The record is from RefSeq and is a predicted model, not a curated record. The transcript is spliced from 67 exons.
UUUGAUGUUUGUUCUGAGUGUUUAAUUAUAGAAGGCUGGAAAAUUGAUCAAUGCUAUUUGACACCACGACUGGUUCCCUUUCAGUAUAGUAUUACAUUAACAUAUAAGCAGAAACCAUAUUUAAUGUGAGAUUUUUAAUAGUUCUUGAUAUAAUUCCUAGACAUGGUUUUUCACAGCAUUGGCUAGAAAGCCUGAGCAGACUGUUACAGCUGAGAGCGGAACUGUUGUAGAAUGUCAUGUUGUGAAUUGGAGGUCAAAUCGCUCACCCCUAGUAAAUCAGCACCUUCCUAAGCAAAACAACAGCCUUGUAGUUUAGCUUUGAAAGUGCAGAGGGCAAGGAGAAACCUGUAUGGGCGUCAUUUAAGUCUGUUUCCAAAACACUGCCUUUUUCCAUUUUCUUCUGACUCCUCUCAAUCUUCCUGAAUCUGUUGAUGACAGUACAGUUUUGCAUAUAAGUGUUAGCCCACUCUGUUGUUCUUUCUGACCAGUAUACUUUUGGCACUUAUAACAGAAAUUCUAACACAUUUAUAGUGUCUUUACGAAUAUUGCUAGGAUCUGGACCAGGAGAUGCUGCCUCAGAGAUGUCAACUCAUGAGGAGUAAUGAUGAGAAUGGGAACUGUUCUGGGGGCAGUAUGGAGUUUCCCACCACUAACCUGUAUGAGCUUGAGAGCAGGGUGUUCACUGACCACUGGUCAAUCCCUUACAAGAGAGAGGAGUCACUCGGCAAGUGCCUCAUCGCCUCCACCAGCCUCGCCCGACUCGGCCUGGCUGAUGCAGAUGAGAACUGUAAGAGGUUCAUGGACCGAUGCAUGCCUGAGGCCUUCAAAAAGUUGUUGACGUCAAGUGCAGUGCAUAAGUGGGGGACAGAGAUUCAUGAGGGCAUCUACAACAUGUUGAUGCUGCUGGUGGAGCUGGUGGCAGAGAGAGUCAAACAGGACCCUAUUCCUAUUGGCCUCAUGGGAGUAUUGACUAUGGCGUUUAACCCUGAUAAUGAGUAUCACUUUAAGAACCGUAUGAAGGCGAGCCAAAGGAACUGGGCCGAGGUGUUUGGGGAAGACAGCAUGUUUGCCGUCUCUCCCAGCUCCAGCUACCAGAAGGAGCCUCAUGGCUGGCUGGUAGACCUUGUGAAUCGGUUUGGAGAGAUGGGUGGCUUCACAGCCAUUCAGAGCAAGCUGAACCAGGAGGAGAUGGAGAUUGGGUGUGUGUCUGCACUGGUGCAGCCGCUUGGUGUGUGUGCAGAGUACCUCAACUCCAGCCUGGUCCAGCCCAUGCUGGACCCGGUCAUCCACAAGAUGAUCACGUAUGUGCAGAAUCUUGAAGAGAAAGACUUGAAGGACAAGAGGUUAGUGAGCAUUCCAGACCUACUGUCCGCUAUUAAGCUGCUCUGCAUGAGGUUCCAGCAGGAGCUGGUGAACGUGGUGGACGACCUCAGGCUGGACAUCCUCCUGCGGAUGCUCAAGACCCCUCACUUUAGCGCCAAGAUGAACUCCCUCAAAGAGGUGACAAAGUUGAUAGAGGAGAGCACAGUCUCCAAGACAGUGAAGAAUGCUAUAGACACUGACAGGCUGCUGGACUGGCUGGUGGAAAACUCAGUCCUCUCGAUAGCACUGGAAGGGAAUAUUGACCAGGCGCAGUACUGUGAUAGGAUAAAGGGAAUCAUUGAGCUGUUGGGCAGUAAACUCUCACUGGACGAACUCUCCAAAAUUUGGAGAAUACAAUCUGGCCAGUCGUCAACAGUCAUAGAGAACAUACACACCAUCAUCGCCGCCGCGGCUGUCAAGUUCAAUUUUGAGCAGCUUAGCCACCUCUUUGUCCUCAUACAGAAAAGCUGGGAGGUUGAAAGUGAUCGAGUCAGACAGAAGCUAUUGAGUCUUAUCGGGAGGAUUGGUAGAGAGGCUCGCUCAGAAGCAACAACAGGAAAGGUGUUGGAGGUGCUGUGGGACUUGGCCCAUCUCCCCACUCUCCCCACCACUCUGGUCCAGCAGGCUCUGGAAGAGCACCUGACCAUCCUGAGCGAUGCCUACGCUGUCAAGGAAACUGUCAAGAGAAACUACAUAAUUAAGUGCAUUGAGGACAUUAAGAAGAUACAAAUACAGGAGGAAUCAAAGUCUACCAGCGAGACACAGGUCUCUUUUUUUACUGGCUCCUGGGGAAGGAAGAAACCAAGCUCAUGGGCUAAAUCAUCCCAGCUGAGUAACCCUCAAGCAGUAUGGGUUGUUCCUGCCCUACGACAGCUCCAUGAAAUCACUCGUUCCUUCAUCAAACAGACCUACCAGAAACAAGACAAGAGCAUAAUCCAGGACCUGAAGAAGAACUUUGAGAUAGUGAAGCUAAUCACAGGUUCUCUAGUGUCAUGUCAUCGUCUAGCUGUAUCAGUUGCUGGCUCCAAUGGCCUGUCUGGGUCCACUCUGGUAGAUGGCCGAUACUCUUAUCAAGAGUAUUUGGAAGGGCAUCUGAAGUUUUUAGCGUUCUUUCUACAAGAGGCCAGUCUGUACUUGGUGUGGAACAGAGCUAAAGAGAUCUGGGAGUGCCUGGUGUCUGGCAUGGAUGUAUGCGAGCUGGACAGAGAGAUGUGUUUUGAGUGGUUCACUAAAGGGCAGCAUGAUCUCGAGAGUGAUGUUCAGCAGCAGCUCUUCAAAGAGAAGAUCCUCAAACUUGAGCCUUAUGAGAUUACAAUGAACGGGUUUAAUCUUUUUAAGACUUUCUUUGAGAAUGUGAAUCUCUGUGACCAUCGUCUCAAACGGCAGGGAACUCAACUGUGUGUGGAGCGCUUGGACCUAAUUGGGAUGGACUUCAUAUGGAGAAUCGCCAUGGAGUCGCCUGAUGAGGACAUCGCCAACGAGGCCAUUCAGCUUAUCAUCACCUACAGUUACAUAAACCUCAACCCCAAAAUGAAGAAGGACUCAGUGUCUUUACAUAAGAAGUUCAUAGCUGAUUGUUAUAAGAGGUUGGAGGCUGCCAGCUCGGCCUUGGGUGGCCCAACCUUGACACAUGCUGUUACUCGAGCAACCAAGAUGCUGACGGCCACUGCCAUGCCUACAGUUGCCACAUCAGUGCAAUCACCUUCCAGGUCUACAAAGUUGGUGAUCAUUGAGAGGCUCCUGUUAUUGGCAGAGCGAUAUGUUAUUACUAUUGAGGAUCUGUACUCUGUUCCUCGGACCAUUCUACCUCAUGGAGCUUCUUUCAAUGGCCACCCUAUGACGCUACACAUAACCUACGAAUCUACCAAAGACACUUUUACCCUGGAGGCUCACAGCAACGAGACGAUUGGAAGUAUCAGAUGGAAGAUUGCAGAGCAACUCAGCUGUCCAGUGGACAAUGUGCAGAUAUUUGCCAACGACAGCAUGCUGACGAUGAACCGGGAUCAGAAGCUGUUGAACCAACUGGGUUUCUCUGAUGAACAGAGUCUGACAGUGAAGAGUUCAGGGACAGGCACUCCUUCUGGCAGUUCUGCAGACAGCUCUGCCUCGGCCAGCUCCAGCAGCAGUGGAGUCUUCAACUCCGCAUAUGCACUGGAACAGGAGAAGUCUCUGCCCGGUGUGGUGAUGGCAUUAGUGUGUAACGUGUUUGAAAUGUUGUAUCAAUUGGCCAACCUGGAGGAGCCAAGGAUAACACUGCGCGUUAGGAAGUUGUUGCUUCUCAUCCCGACUGAUCCAGAGGUGCAGGACGCCCUGGAUAACUUUGUGCCAAAGGAGUCCAGCGUCUGGAGCCACCAGAAAACUCUGUUCACUUUGGGUUCUGGCUCUCAGGCCUCAAAGUCCCCAUCACUGUCCAGCAAACAGCAGCAUCAGCAGAGUGCAGCAUCCAUCCUGGAGUCAUUGUUCCGCUCCUCUGCCCCGGGCAUGUCCACCUUCAGAGUGCUCUACAAUCUAGAGGUGUUGAGCUCCAAAUUGAUGCCCACUUCUGAUGACGAGAUGGCAAAGACCAGCGUCAAGUCUUUCUGUGAAAACUUCCUCAAAGCUGGAGGCCUCAGUCUGGUAGUUAACGUUAUGCAGAGAGACUCCAUCCCCUCUGAGGUGGACUAUGAGACCAGACAGGGUGUCUACUCCAUCUGUCUGCAACUUGCCAGGUUUUUGCUGGUAGGACAGACUAUGCCAAGCAUCCUGGAUGAGGAGCUGAGUAAGGAGGGUCUGGACACUCUGUCCUCGCGACCCUUCCGUAAUGCGGGCAGGCAGAGUGGACGGCAGCUGUCCCUCUGUGGAACCCCAGAGAAAUCCUCCUACAGGCAGAUGUCUAUGUCUGACAGGUCCUCCAUUAGAGUGGAAGAGAUCAUACCGGCAGCACGAGUUGCCAUUCAGACAAUGGAGGUGGGGGACUUCACUUCCACAGUGGCCUGCUUUAUGCGGCUCACCUGGGCUGCUGCCGCCGGCCGAUUGGACCUUGUGGGAAGCAGUCAGCCAAUCAGAGAGAGCACUAAUUCACUGCUGCCUCUGGGUGUCCGCAGCCGAGUCAGCAGCACAGGCAGUAACUGCAGCUCCAGCAGUGAGGGAGAGGCCACCACUCUUCAGGCUGGUAUCUGUGUCAAACAGCAGUGUGUGUCCAUUAAAGACACCAUCAUCGCCCGAGAAGCGCUCUCUCUUCUGGUCACCUGCCUGCAGCUCCGCUGCCAGCAGCUCUCGUCUUUUUAUAAUCUGCCCUGUGUGAACGAUUUCAUUAUCGACAUCCUACUGGGAUCACCCAGUGCAGAGAUCCGGCGGGUGGCCUGUGAUCAGCUGUACACUCUGAGUCAGAGUGAUACGUCGGCGUACCCAGAGCUGCAGAAGCCCAACCUCUUUCUGCUGAAGGUGGUGCUGACCGCCCAGCUCCCUCUGUGGUCUCCUACCAGCGUCAUGAGGGGCAUCAACCAGAGGUUGCUUUCGCAGUGCACAGAGUAUUUUGACCUGCGAUGCCAACUCCUGGAUGACCUGACCAGCACAGAGAUGGAGCAGCUGCAGAUCAGCCCAGCAGUCAUGUUGGAGGAUGAGAUCAGUUGGCUGGAUAACUUUGAGCCCACGUGGACCAGCGAGUUGGAGACCAGCGAGGCCGACAAUAUACUGCAGGCCGGCCAUCUGCGCCUCAUUAAAACUCUGCUCUCCCUUUGUGGCAACGAGAAGGAGCAGUUUGGACCCUCUCUUAUCCAGCAGCUGCUGGAUGACUUCCUGUUUCGAGCAUCACGCAUUAUCCUGAACAGCAAUAACCCUUCCAGCACUACAGCUCCUCUCCACGACUUCCACCCAAAGUGCAGUACAGUGAGCAGUCGGUUGGCAGCUUAUGAGGUGUUGGUGAUGCUGGCUGAUAGCUCUCUCACCAACCUGCAGCUCAUCACUCGAGAGCUGCUAUCUAUGCACCACCAGUCCGACCCCUCCCUCACUAAGGAAUUUGAUUACCUUCCUCCAGUGGACAGCCGCUCUGUGUCAGGGUUUGUGGGACUGAAGAAUGGAGGAGCGACUUGCUACAUGAAUGCUGUUUUCCAACAACUCUACAUGCAGCCUGGCUUACCUGAGUCUAUCCUGUCUAUAGAAGAUGACACAGAGAACCCGGAGGAGAGUGUUUUCUGUCAGGUGCAGUCUCUAUUUGGCCACCUGAUGGAGAGCAAGCUGCAGUACUAUGUACCUGAGAACUUCUGGAAGAUCUUUAAGAUGUGGAAUAAGGAACUGUAUGUGCGAGAGCAGCAGGAUGCCUAUGAGUUUUUCACCAGCCUGGUGGACCAGCUAGAUGAGCAUCUAAAGAAAAUCGGAAGAGAGCAGAUCUUUAAGAACACAUUCCAGGGCAUUUUCUCUGACCAGAAGAUAUGCAAAGACUGUCCACACAGGUAUGAGCGUGAAGAAACCUUCAUGGCACUGAACCUAGGGGUGACGUCGUGUCAGAGUCUGGAGAUUUCUCUGGAUCAGUUUGUCAGAGGAGAGGUGCUAGAAGGCAGCAAUGCCUACUACUGUGAGAAAUGCAAAGAGAAGAGGACCACAGUGAAGCGCACGUGUAUUAAAUCAUUGCCCAGUGUGUUGGUUAUCCAUCUCAUGCGCUUUGGCUUUGAUUGGGAGAGUGGACGCUCCAUCAAAUACGAUGAACAGAUCAGGUUCCCAUGGGUGCUGAACAUGGAGCCGUACACAGUGUCCGGCAUGGCUCGGCAGGACUCCAGUGCUGACCAUGGUGAGAACGGCAGGGGCGGAGAGGCUGGGCCUGGAGGAUCUCCUCGUAAGAAAGUCACAAUCUCUGAAAACUAUGAGCUGGUGGGAGUGGUGGUCCACAGUGGCCAGGCACACGCAGGGCACUACUACUCCUUCAUCAAAGACCGCAGGGGCAGUUCGCGAGGCCGGUGGUAUAAGUUUAAUGAUAACGUUGUGGAGGAGUUUGACAUGAACGACGAGACUCUAGAGUAUGAAUGCUUUGGAGGAGAAUACAGACCCAAAGUUUAUGAUCAGUCUAACCCCUAUCCGGAUGUGCGGAGACGCUACUGGAACGCCUACAUGCUCUUCUACCAGCGCAUCAGUGACCAAAAUUCGCCUGUGCUACCCAAAAAGAGCCGUGUCAGCGUCAUGAGGCAGGAAGCCGAGGACCUGUCUCUGUCAGCCCCUUCCUCCCCUGAGAUCUCUCCACAGUCAUCCCCACGGCCUCCGAGGGCCAACAACGAUCGGCUCACCCUGCUUACCCGCCUGGUUAGGAAAGGAGAGAAAAAGGGCUUGUUUGUGGAGAAGAUGCCUGCCAGGAUCUACCAGAUGGUGAGGGAUGAGAACCUGAAGUUCAUGAAGAACAGAGAUGUGUACAACAGUGAUUACUUUAACUUCACCCUGUCCCUGGCCUCUGUCAAUGCGACGAAGCUGAAGCAUCCAUCCUAUCAGGCCAUGGCAAAGACCAGCCUGCAGCUGGCUGUGCAGUUUCUCUUCCACACCUACCUGCGCACCAAGAAGAAGCUCAGGGUAGACACAGAGGAGUGGAUAGCCACAGUUGAGAUGCUGUUGUCUAAGAGCAGUGAGGCAUGUCAGUGGAUGGUCCAGUACCUGGUGGUCACUGAGGGUCGGGAGAUCAUCAAAAAUUGCCUGUUGGAAUGCAGUGUUCGAGAGGUGCGUGUGGUGGUGGCAUCCAUCUUGGAGAAGACUCUGGAGAGUGCACUGUAUUUCCAGGACUCUGGGCUAGACUGCCUCCUGGACAUGCUGCUCUCACUGCUGGACAAGGAUGUGCCAGAAAACUGCAAGAAUUGUUCACAGUACUUCAGCCUGUUCAGCAGCUUUGCACAAAGGGGAUUUGGGCCUUGUCAGUUGUUGUUGAAACAUGCUGCUUAUCGACGGAUGCUCAUCUUCCUCUUGGGUCCUAACCGACAGAAUAAUCAGAAUCGUCGGUGGAGUUCAGCUCAGGCACGAGAGUUUUUGCACCUGCAUAACACGCUGGCUCUGGUGGUGUUACACACAGACCUCACAUCUCAGAGGACAGAGGCUCCUGGCAUGUUCAAACACAGCUCCUCUGGCCUUGUGGCUCCAUCCUCACCUCUUUUGCCACUACACCCAGAUGUCAACACGCUGCUCUUUAAACCUGAGGGACAGCCUUACCUUAUGGAGGUAAUGCUUGCCAUGCGUGAGCUGUCCGGGCCUUUGUCCUUCCUUAUAGAGAUGGUGACAUACUGCUGCUUCUGUAACGAGCCCUUCUCUCUGGGAGUGCUGCAUCUGCUCAAGAAUCAGCUGGAGACGGCUCCUCCUCAUGAGCUAAAGAACGUCUUCCAAAUGCUUCUGGAGAUUCUGAUGGUAGAGGAUCCUCUACAGUCCCAAAGACUGAAAUAUGCAUUUGAGUCAGAGAAAGGGCUUCUGGCUUUGAUGCAUCAGAGCAACAACGUGGACAGCAGCCGCUGCUACCAGUGUGUGAAGUUCCUGGUCACUCUGGCUCAGAAGUGUGCUCCUGCUAAAGACUACUUCAAAGAGCUCUCAGGCCACUGGAGCUGGGCAGUGCAGUGGCUGCAGAAAAAGAUGUCUGAGCAUUACUGGACGCCUCAGAGCAACGUGUCCAAUGAGACGUCCACGGCUAAGACCUUCCAGCGAACCAUCUCAGCACAGGACACACUGGCCUAUGCUACAGCUCUAUUGAAUGAGAAGGAGCAGUCUGGGAGCAGUAAUGGCUCUGACGGCAGCCCAGCCAAUGAGAACUCUGACCGCAGCCUCAGACAGGGCUCAGAGUCUCCUAUGAUGUUGGGUGACUCGAAGAGUGAUUUAGAAGAUGUUGACCCCUAACUCUCUUCAUCAGCAGCAGGGGCACUUUUUUACACUAGCAAAAAAAAUCCCUCCAAUGGAGAGACAUUGUGGCUCCAAGCAGCCAAUCAAAAGACUGCAUUUGCCCUCCUAUGGGCAGGAAACGGAUCUCCGGGAAACACAAGGCAGCAACGCAUCCAGUCAGAAUGCUGAGUCCCAUACUGCAAGCGGGGCUCAGUAGAACGUGGAGGAGGUUUUUUUUUCUUAAAACUUUUCACACAGAACUACACGAUUCAGUGGUGCCGAGGGAGGGGUGGGAGUUUUAAAACAAAGGAAAAAAUGAAGUGCUGUUUUGUGGAUAUUUGCCAAUAUAAUGAGAGAGAUACUAUUCAUGAAAACUUAAAGCUGUGUUCAAUAGGUGUAAUUUCAAAUGUACAGUAAUAUUUUUAAGAAUCCUAUAC